Tetranychus urticae (two-spotted spider mite) is the source of this 2211-nucleotide messenger RNA. Lineage: Eukaryota; Metazoa; Arthropoda; Arachnida; Trombidiformes; Tetranychidae. The record is from RefSeq and is a predicted model, not a curated record.
GUCGAGAUUCAAACAAAUUAUUUGCUUGUAACAAAAUUCAACUUUUUAUAAUAUAAUAGUUUCUUAUAGUUUUUAACUUUAGUGUAAUAAAAAAAACAUUUCAUCGAGAACUCGUUUCCAUUCCAUAGUUUCACAUUUGGAUCUGUCAAGAUGUCUACUAUGAUGUCAGUGAGAUUUCUUAGACAUUUUAAUGUCUUAAAAUCAACCAAACUUGUUUACCCUCAUAUGAGAUUGAUGUCCGCUCAGGCUCAACCCUUGGAACAAGUGAAGGAAGAAAAAAGUAACAAGCGAGAAGUAAAGAAAGAAAAACUUCCAGAAACUAAUUCAUUUAUUAUGAGUAUUUUUUCUGGACAAGCCAAUGUAAAUCAAGUAUUUCCUUAUCCUGAUGUUUUAACUGAAGAUCAAGUGGAAACCUUAAAUAUGGUCCGUGAACCCACUUUGAAACUUUUCAAUGAAAUGCACGACCCAUUAGUUGCCGAGCUAAACGGUAAAGCAGAUGAUAAAACUAUACAAAUGCUCAAAGAUAUGGGUUCUUUUGGUCUUAUGGUUCCUACAAAAUAUGAAGGCGCUGGCUUGAACAACACUCAAUAUGCUACCUUGGCUGAACUUAGUGGUCAAAGUGAUUUAGGAUUAGCUGUUACAUUGGGUGCUCAUCAGUCAAUUGGCUACAAGGGUAUUUUGCUCUUUGGUAAUGAAAAACAGAAAGACAAAUAUCUCCCUGAUUUAGCAACAGGUAGGAAAACUGCAUGUUUCUGCUUAACUGAACCAAGUGCUGGUUCAGAUGCCGGUUCUCUCAGAUGUAAAGCUGUUCUUUCUCCGGAUGGAUCUCAUUAUAUACUCAAUGGAAGCAAGAUUUGGAUUUCCAAUGGUGGUCUUGCUGAUAUCUUCACUGUAUUUGCCAGAACUCCAGUUAUAACAUCAAGCGGAGAGGAAAAAGAAAAGGUUACAGCAUUUAUUGUUGAGAGAGCAUUUGGAGGAGUAACUAGUGGCCCAGAUGAAAAAAAGAUGGGAAUCAAAACAUCAAAUACCGCUCAUGUUUAUUUUGAAAAUGUUAAAAUUCCAGUAGAGAAUGUGCUUGGUGAAAUUGGUAAUGGAUUCAAAAUUGCUAUGAAUGUUUUGAAUAGUGGACGGUUUGGAAUGGGUGCAUCGAUGAGUGGAACCAUGAAACUUUGUAUUGCCAAAGCAACUGAUUUUGCAAACAACCGAAUACAAUUUGGAGAUAAAAUUGCCAGUUUUGGAACUAUUCAAGAAAAGAUUGCAAGAAUGGCAUUAGCUCAAUAUAUAACUGAAUCGAUGACUUACAUGGUCGCUGGUAACAUGGAUAAAGGAUCAACAGAAUUUCAAUUAGAAGCAGCUAUUUCAAAAGUCUUUGGAUCUGAAGCUGCUUGGUUUGUUUGUGAUGAAACUAUUCAAAUUUUAGGAGGUUCGGGUUACAUGAGAGAAACUGGUGUUGAAAAGAUAAUGAGAGAUCUUCGUAUUUUCCGUAUAUUUGAAGGAACAAAUGAUAUCCUUAGAUUGUUUGUUGCCUUAACUGGAAUUCAAAAUGCUGGUUCUCAUUUGAAAGAAUUACAAAAAGCUAUGAAAAAUCCUGUUGCCAACUUGGGAAUGAUUUUUGAUGAAUCAACUAAAAGAGUUUUCCGGGCUGUAGGAUUAAGUUCAGGACCAUCUCUUACUGAAUUUGUUUCACCUGAAUUGGCUCCUUCAGCUGCUUUGGUAUCCAAAUCAGUGACAAACUUCGGAGCAACUGUUGAGCAUCUUUUAUUCAAGUACAACAAGAAAAUUAUUCACGAGCAAUUUUUACUCAAUCGCUUAGCUAACUCAGCAAUUGACAUUUAUUCAAUGAUUGUUACCCUUUCAAGAGCCACUCGCUCAGUCCAGAAAAAUUUCCCAUCUGCACAGCAUGAAGUAAACAUGGUCAAAGUAAUUUGUAAUGAAGCAUCAUCUCGAGUUCAUCAAAAUCUUGUCGCCUGUCGAAGCUCUGAAAAGUUAAAUGACUUGAAAAACCUGAAGAAAAUUUCAGAGUCGCUUUUUGUUAACAAUGGAGUUUCUCAUCGCCACCCUAUCGAACGAGAUUAACAAAAGAGUUUCUAUUUAAACUGAAAAAUUUUCGAAAUUUUAAAUUAUAUAUAAAUUUUUGUACCGACAGUUUUCGAGAAAACGAGGUCAAAGCACAAACUUUCCUAUGUUUAAUAAUUCAUAUUUUUUCAUAGA